GUGGCUCCGCUGGGGAGGAGAGCAUGGAGUGAAUUUGGCCGCAAUCAUGGGCAACAAGCAAGUCAAGUCAGCUGGAGAGAGCAACGGCUCCUCCAACUCGCAGGAGCAGCCGGCCAGUGGCCCCGAGGUGGUCAACGGGGUCGAGGCACCACCCCAGUUGACGGAGCACCAGGUGCAGCUGCUCGAGGAGACGUGGAAGGAACUCGAGUCCAACAUUGCCAAGGUCGGCGUCAUCACAUUCAUCAGCCUCUUCGAGACGCACCCCGACGUUCAGGAAACUUUCCUGCCGUUCAACGGCGUCGCAUUGGAGGAGCUGUCACAGAGCAAACAACUCAAAGCACACGCCUUAAGGGUGAUGGCGUUUGUGCAAAAGGCGAUCGCCAGGAUCCAUGAGCCCGAAAAGCUGGAGGCGCUGCUGAGAGACCUCGGCCAGAAGCACUACUUCUAUGGCGCCAAGCCUAACUACGUGGACCUGAUUGGGCCGCAGUUCAUAAAGGCAAUUCGUCCUGGGCUGGAGGAAAAGUGGACUGAGGAGCUGCAGGAGGCCUGGCUGCAACUUUUCCGCUACAUGAGCUGCAUCAUGAAAGUGGCCAUCGAGCAGGAGCGCAUCACCAGCGGGGUCGCUCCCACGCACUGAGGGUCCGGCAGCCAUGCGGGCACUUUCGUCGUGGGUUGGGUGAACAACGCAGACUCUUACCAAGAAGAGGAAGAAGCGAAAGGAAUUCUUGGAACAUGACAAACUAUGUGCAUUUAUUGGAGAAAGAAGAAGACGCGAAUUUGGCGAAAAGGGACGGUUCAAUUCCUCGGUUAGUUUUAGAGUGAAAAAAGCAGCUUUUCAUGUGUAUGUAAUUUAUUCAUCGAGAGAAUAUUUCAAACUAAAUAAUUAUUACGAAAAUUGUGGCAUAAGUUUAAAGCAUCCCUCUGUUUUGAAUGACACACUUUGAAGGGAGCGUUUCGCGUUUUCGGAGGGGGUUAGAAUUUGCAUACAAACUGAAACGCUCCGACACCUGUGUUUAUUCAAUACAGAAUGAUUAUGCUUUGGAAACUUGCUGGAAUCAGGAGCGAAUUUUCCGCUUGGUUGUCGCACUUUUGAGAGCGAUUGUUGCUUCUGCGCGCACCGUUAAAAGGCCAUUUGCGAUCGUAAAUAUGUACGGCAGUGUGUCGUGUGUGCAGCCAGUCAAUUUGAAGUUUGUUCGUCGCUUGCUUUGAUGGCUCACAACAUUCUCUCCUCGCGGGCUAAAAGCCGCCACAUUUUCGCUAAUGGCAAAGACCCACAUCUGGCGUCGACGAGCGCGAAUUGAGGCCAAACAAACAUUAUUGAAACAGAAAUUUGAAACAAAUUUAAUCACAAUACAUGUUUUUCUAAAAUCGAAAGAGCUAAAAAUAAUAUUUUUUCCAAGCAAAAUAUGGGAAUAAAAUUUUAUUGAAUUUGUCAGUUUGUUUUUCUUCUUGGAUGCAUUUUAUAACAUGGUUAGAAGUUCACGGGAGUUUUUUUUUAUAAAUUUGUUACAUUGUGAUUGCAAACGUAGCGGCAGAAUCUCUGCUCUGCUUUAUUUAGGCUGGAAAAAUAUAUUGGAAAACACAAGAGAGCUCUUUGGAUUCGAGUGGUCUCGUGAAUAUUUCAUAGCAGCAGCAUUAAUUUUUCAGCCCCUGCUGCGCGAACAAUUGUUUUUUUCUGGUUUGUUUGCUUUUGAAUAAAUAUGGGUUGGGUACAUACAUUAUAUCAUACAAUUUUGCGCAGCUGAAAGAGAGGAAAUAGGAG
Neocloeon triangulifer is the source of this 1762-nucleotide messenger RNA. RefSeq names its product cytoglobin-2-like. The record is from RefSeq and is a predicted model, not a curated record. Lineage: Eukaryota; Metazoa; Arthropoda; Insecta; Ephemeroptera; Baetidae. The coding region runs from base 47 to 637 and encodes 196 amino acids. Gene Ontology annotation, molecular function: heme binding; oxygen binding. The transcript is spliced from 5 exons.